Apodemus sylvaticus (European woodmouse) is the source of this 4863-nucleotide messenger RNA. RefSeq names its product zinc finger protein 501-like. The coding region runs from base 122 to 1957 and encodes 611 amino acids. Gene Ontology annotation, biological process: regulation of transcription by RNA polymerase II. Gene Ontology annotation, molecular function: RNA polymerase II cis-regulatory region sequence-specific DNA binding; DNA-binding transcription factor activity, RNA polymerase II-specific. The transcript has 4 exons. Lineage: Eukaryota; Metazoa; Chordata; Mammalia; Rodentia; Muridae. The record is from RefSeq and is a predicted model, not a curated record.
CCGAAGUUUCGGCCCCUGGCUCCAUUUUUGAAUCCCGUGUAGCUUUUGUGAGGUGUUGUGACAGCUGCUUGCAGUGAGUGCCACCUAUUUUUGUCGGCAGGCCCUUCCGAAGGACCCCUGCAUGCGUCCGAAGCUGGAAAUGGAGCCAGUGACCUUUGAGGAUGUGGCUGUGAACUUCACCUCAGGAGAGUGGACUUUAUUGGAUUCCAGUCAGAAGAAGCUCUACAGAGAUGUGAUGAAGGAAAACUUUCUGAACCUGAUCUCCAUAGAGAAAACUGAAGAAGAAAAUGUUGAAGAGGACUACCAAAAUCUCAGAACUCAGGUGAUUGAGAAAGAUGGUGAAUGUGAACAUGGCAGUCACUGUGAACAAACCCAGGCACAGAUUCCAGAGUAUAUUGAUAAUGAGGACAUGCUUCCUGCAAUACCAGUAUGUGAAAGCAGUUUGUAUGUAAGAAACAUCAUCAAUAAUUCACCCUUGGAUGUGCACCUCAGUGAUCAAACUCAAGAGAAGCCAUUUGAGUGUAAGGAACCUGUGGAGAAGGCUUUUAAACAUGAGAAAUGCUGGGAAGAUGUGGGUCAUUCUGAGUCAUUCCGGGUGCAUGGAAGUUCUAGGGAGAAAUCAUGUGAAAAUCAGCAAUGUAAUGCAGCUCAUGGGAGUCUCCAUUGUGAUCAGCAUCAUGAGAGAACUCACGAUGGAAAUAAGCACGAGAGCACCUUUAUGAAGUGUUCAUACGACCAGAGAGAUGAGACCAUCCACAGUGAAGUAAAGCCAUUUGUGUGUAAGCAGUGUGGAGAAGCCUUUGUUAAUUCCAGUCACCUUAUCAGUCAUGAGCGAAUUCAUAUUGUCGAAAAGUGUUACAUUUGCAAACAGUGUGGAAAAACAUUUAGAUAUUUGUCAUGCUUCCAAAAACACGAAAGAAUUCACAGCGGAGAGAGGCCUUAUGUGUGCGACCAAUGUGGGAAAGGAUUUAUUCAGUUGAAAUACCUCCUCAUGCACCAAAGGAUUCAUGGAGAAAAUUCUUAUGAAUGUAAACAUUGUGAAAAAGUCUUCACUAUCUCCAGUGCCCAUGAUGUUCAUGAAAACAUUCAAGGUGGAGAAAAGCCAUAUUCAUGUACACAUUGUGGAAAAGCUUUCACUAGUCCCAAUGACUAUAAUAGUUGUGAAAGAAUUCACACUGGAGAGAAUCCCUUUGUAUGUAAGAAAUGUGGGAAGGCCUUCAAACGUUUGGGUCACUUUAUGAAUCAUGAGAGAAUCCACACUGGAGAGAAGCCUUAUGCCUGUAAACAUUGUGGAAAAGCCUUCACCAGUUCCAGUGACCGUAACAGUCAUGAAAGAAUUCACACUGGAGAGAAACCCUUUGUAUGUAAAACAUGCGGGAAAGCAUUCAGUCGUUCUGAUUAUCUUAUUAAUCAUAAAAGGAUUCAUACUGGAGAGAAACCUUAUCCGUGUAAGUAUUGUGGAAAAGCCUUUGCCACUUCCAGUGACAGAAACAGUCACGAAAGAAUUCACACUGGUGAGAGAUCCUUUCUGUGUAAAAAAUGUGGGAAAGUGUUCAUUCUUUCUGGUGAUCUAAUCAAACAUGAGAGGAUUCACACUGGAGAGAAGCCUUACGCAUGCAAACAUUGUGGAAAAGCUUUCACUACUUCAAGUGCCCGUAACAGUCAUGAAAGAAUUCACACUGGAGAGAAGCCUUAUACUUGCAAACAUUGCACAAAAACUUUUACCACUUCCAGUACCCGUAACAGUCAUGAAAAGACUCACACUGCGGAGAAGUAUUUUGCAUGUAACCUGUGUGGGAAAACCUUCAACAGUCAGAGUUCCUAUUACACUCAUAAAAAAAUCCACUCUAUGAAAGAGAGACUUUAUGUAUGUAAACACUGUGGGAAAGAAUUCACUUACUGUGGUAAUUUCCUUAAGCAUGAAAGAAUUCACACUAUAGAAACAUUGUCCGUGUGAACAAUAUGUAAAAUGGAUUUCUGGGUCCUACAUCCCAUUAGAAACCUAUAUAAAAUCUCAGAGUGACAGAACUUGUAUAACUAUAAACUGUAUGGCCAGCUUGCCUUUAUUGUGAGGGGUGAAAAAAAAAAAGAGUUUGGAUGGACCACAAGGUAGCUUAGCUAGCCUUGGCUCAUUAGGAUAGCCUGAUCUCAAUUUUAACCCUGAAACUCGCAUGGAGUUUCAAUAGAGAAUCAAUUCCCAAAAGUUGUCUUUUCUGAGUUCCAUGUGCACAACAAUGAAUGUAUUUGUGUAUGUACACAAAUGAAAUAAAUAAAUGUAGUGCUGAAACAAGAAAAAAAAUGAAAACAUUCUGAAGUGGAAACAGACAUGACCAGCAAAAUGUAAUUUUAGCCCUAUUAGGAUACAUACAAAUGUAGGAUGAAAUCCUGUUCCCAUACAUGUUUUAAUGUCUGUCUGUUUUUCUUACAGGUAGGGUAGGGGGCUAGGGAAAUACAGUAUCUAAUGCAGGACAUUUGAAUAGCACUUAGGAUUUUUAAGGUGAAUCUGUUCCAACCAAAUAUAAAUUUUAAAGAAAAAAAAAGCUGUGUGAUUGAAAUAGAACAUUUUCAUGUAGCUAAAUCAUAUAAGGAGAAUUUAAGUUUGUGUAUUUUAGAAAUAGCCCGAGGGACUGGAGAGAGGGCUCAGCAGUUAAGAGCACUGACUGCUCUUCCGAAGGUCCUGAGUUCAAAUCCCAGCAACCACAUGGUGGCUGACAACCAUCUGUAAUGAGAUCUGAUCCCUCUUCUGGGUGUCUGAAGACAGCUACAGUGUACUUACAUAUAAUAAAUAAAUCUUUAAUUAAAAAAAAAAAGAACCCGAAAGAAGAACAAUAAGAUGUUAGCAUUUUGAUCUUUGGUCUAUUCCCACACAAGACUUUGAUUUUUGCUUUUUUGUUUGUAAUCUUGGAGUCAAGAUAUAUAUAUAUGCUUAAUAACAUUGGCAUAAUUUUCUGGUCUGCCAUUCCUGUCACUUGAAAGACAUGUUACCAAGAAAUUGUGACAAAUGAUAGCAAGCAUUUAAAGACAUGGAUUGCAGCCUGGAGAGAUGGCUAACAAAAGUGAUUAACAGUGUUCGCUACUCUUCUAGGGGGGCUUAGUUUGAUUCCCCAUAUAUGUGUUAGGUGGCUUUCAGCUAUCUGUAGCUUCAAUUCCAAGGGGCCUGAACACUGUCUGGUCCUCCCCAGGUACCUGUUCAAUCGUGUUCAUACACAACUAAAAAAUCUGAAAAGAAAAAGAAAAGAAAUUGGCAAUUCAGAGAGAUGGUUCAGUAGCUAAGAACACAUACUUCUCUUUCUGGCUUGUUUUUGGGUAUGUCUGGUUGAUUUGAAGUAGAAAGUUGUUGUUCUUUAUUGUGAUAUUUUUCUAAGUUCCCUUACAUAGCAAAUUCUGUUUUUAAAAAACCCUAUUAUUUCAUUUGGUAAUUAGCUUUACAUGAAAAAAAUGUUUUUCCUGAGUGAUAUAGAUUUUUUUAAUUUAUUAUAUUUGCGCGCGUGUGUGUUUCUGUAUGAGUAUAUGCACAUAAAUCCAAGUGUCUGGGAUUUGAGGAGGAUGUAGAACCUCCUGGAACUAAAGUCAGACUCAGUUUUGGUGCCCUAAGGUAAGUUAAGGUGCCCUAGGAACCAAACUCCAGCCCUUAUAUUUACAUAAAUUCUUUGGACUUUUUUUUUUUUAAUGUUCCAUUGUACUUAAAUGAUUGUAUUUUUUAAAACAGUUUUAACUGAUCCCCUCUCCCCUUUUUGUAGUUUUGUGUGUUUCUAUAAUAAAUUUUAGUGCUUUAAAUCCCCAAUUCCUUUCAAUACUUGUCAGUAGACCCAUUCCUUAAUUUAUGUGUGUGAACAUGAGAAUUGGCAGGGCAUUUUAGCAUGGCCAUAUAUCAAGAAAAUAAUAUGUGUCUGCUUAUAUGUGGGUGGCCUCUGCAGCCACUGGUUCUUGAUGAGAAUUUGAGAAUCAAGGCUGGAGAGAUGAUUAUGCAUCUUAAAGUACUUACUAAUCUUCCAAAGGCUCCUAGUUAACUUUCCAGUAUCAACAUUUGGUGUUUUACAGUGACCCAUGACUUCCAGGAAUCAAAGACUUUUCUAGACUCUGAAGACAACUGCAAAUACAUAUCACAUCCUAAGACAUAUAAAAUAAGAUGGAGUUCCUGUUUGUGUAGCUAGUCAAAAAUCCAAGAAACUAAAGGCAACUUGUCAUAAACUUUUUAGUUAAUUAAUUUACUUUGUAUCCUGAAUGCAGUUUUCCCUCCUCCCAGUCCUCCCACCCCACCUUCCCCUCCAUUCGCUCUUCCCUUUCUCUUUAUAAAGACGAGAACUCCCAUGUGUAUCAGUCAGCCUUGACAUAUCAAGUUGCAGCAAAAUCCAUUGUGUUUUCUACUGAGGCUAGACAAGGCAGCCCAGUACGGGGAAAGGGUCCCAAAGGUAGGCAACACUCAGACAGUCCCUGCUUCCAACGUUAGAAGCUCCACAUGAAGACCAAGCUGCACACCUGUUACAUACGAGCAGAGGGACUAGGCCAAUCCCAUGCAGGCUCAUAACUUUCACUCCAGUACUUUAUGUGCUUUACCUGGAUUCAUCUCACUGAAUUCACAGCUGGUCCCUUCCCAGCAAGUUGCAUAGCCACCCCCUGUAGCCUGAAGGCCAUAAAGGGAGAAAGCUAGCUCAUCUCUAGCUUGACUUCUUCAUGUCUUGUGAUCAAAAUGGAUAGUGUCUCCAGCUAUAGGAUUUCAGUAUCAAAUUCUGUUUGACAAUCUUGAGCAGUGACAAUGACCCGCAUCCUGAGUGAGACUUCAGGUCCUCCUUGGGCAACAAAUGGUAGGGAGGUAUCUGAAACUUAGCACUCAAUUCUCAUGUAGUUACCUCUGGCUUUAGG